Molecule: messenger RNA, 2015 nt
Organism: Dendroctonus ponderosae (mountain pine beetle)
Lineage: Eukaryota; Metazoa; Arthropoda; Insecta; Coleoptera; Curculionidae
Product: F-box-like/WD repeat-containing protein TBL1XR1
Exons: 7
Coding region: 412-1887 (491 amino acids)
Biological process (GO): regulation of transcription by RNA polymerase II
Cellular component (GO): histone deacetylase complex
Molecular function (GO): protein binding; transcription corepressor activity
Source: RefSeq, a predicted model, not a curated record
UGAUGGAGAACUGUCAAACUAUAUUACAGUUUACAGUGAAGGCAACAAAUCACAAAAGCUGAUAUAUUUAUUUUUAUUAUUGUGUUAUUGAUGUGUUAGGUGUAAAUUCAGUUUAAAUCGAGGGCUGAUGUAAGAAAUAUUGGAUCGUCCAUAAAUGAAGCCAGAAAACGCGAGAUUAGUUUCUUAUUCUGUUUAUAUGCCUUAGGCCUUAUUCUGCCUGUAACGUGGUCACUACUUGCCGCUAGCUGAAUAACGACUUUCAACAGUGGGUUUUUAAUCCAAAGCAACAAUUUUUGCUGAAACCGCGUAGUAUUCUGUACUACUUGAUAGUUAUCAAACAAAAACUUGGAAUUCAAAAGACUAGUGUGGUUGGUUAGUUGAUUCUCACAUUCACUGAAUGGAAAAUUUACAAUGAGUUUAACUAGCGACGAAGUGAAUUUCCUAGUGUACCGCUAUCUGCAGGAGUCAGGCUUUCAACAUUCUGCGUACACGUUCGGCAUCGAAUCGCAUAUUUCUCAGUCGAACAUAAAUGGGGCUCUGGUCCCCCCUGCGGCUCUCCUCAGUAUUCUGCAAAAGGGGCUGCAGUACACGGAGGCCGAAAUUAGCAUAGGGGAGGAUGGGACGGAGCACCGUCUGGUUGAAAGUCUCAGCCUCAUUGAUGCGGUGAUGCCCGACGUGGUGGCCACAAGACAAAAUCAACAGAACCAGCAGAAACAGGCAAUUAAAAACGAAACAAAUGAAGCUAAUGGAGAGGAAGCUGCGGUUGCUCCUGCCCAAGCUGAGGCGAUGGACCUGGAUUCAUCUAUAGAAAUUCCACCUUCGAAAGCAACGGCAUUGAGAGGUCACGAAUCGGAAGUGUUUAUCUGUGCUUGGAAUCCGACCAAAGAUCUGCUAGCAAGCGGUUCUGGUGAUAGCACUGCUCGAAUAUGGGAUCUGAAUGAUAAUGCCGAGCCCAAAGCUCAACUCAUUUUAAGACAUUGUAUCAGAAAGGGAGAAUGCGAAGUGCCUAGCAACAAAGAUGUGACCUCUUUGGAUUGGAACUGUGAUGGUUCGCUUUUGGCUACAGGAAGUUACGACGGUUAUGCUCGAAUUUGGAAUACUAUUGGACUUCUAACCACUACACUGGGACAGCAUAAAGGGCCAAUAUUUGCAUUGAAGUGGAACAAGAAAGGAAACUACAUUCUCUCAGCUGGUGUGGAUAAAACGACAAUUAUUUGGGACGCAGCAAGUGGUCAGUGCACUCAGCAAUUCAGUUUCCAUUCAGCGCCCGCUUUGGAUGUCGACUGGCAAACAAAUACAUCGUUUGCUUCAUGUUCAACUGACCAGUGCAUUCACGUAUGCAAACUAUCAAUGGAUAGGCCGAUUAAAUCAUUCCAAGGACACACUAAUGAAGUGAAUGCAAUCAAGUGGGACCCUCAAGGAAACCUGUUGGCAUCGUGUUCGGAUGAUAUGACCCUGAAGAUUUGGUCAAUGAAACAAGACACUUGCGUUCAUGACUUGCAAGCUCAUUCAAAGGAAAUCUAUACAAUUAAAUGGUCCCCCACUGGACCCGGUACUCAAAAUCCCAACAUGAAUCUGAUACUGGCGUCUGCUAGUUUUGACUCCACUGUGCGUUUAUGGGAUGUUGAGCGAGGGGCAUGUAUGCAUACGCUGACGAAACACACUGAACCAGUCUACUCUGUUGCCUUCAGUCCCGAUGGGAAAUUUUUAGCCAGUGGCAGUUUUGAUAAAUGCGUACACAUCUGGUCAACGCAGUCUGGACAACUAGUCCACAGCUAUAAAGGUACAGGAGGAAUUUUCGAAGUGUGUUGGAAUUCUAGAGGGGACAAAGUGGGGGCGAGUGCUUCGGAUGGAAGUGUCGUUGUAUUAGAUCUGCGUAAGUUGUAAAUGUUUUUACCAUGGCAUUUCCUGUGCUGUAAGUUGGUUGCGGCCUUUUAGUUUAAAUGUUUGUAUCGAGUUCUGAAGUUACACACAUUUUUGGAGUGAUUAAAUAUGAAUAACACAUUACCUGGAAA